This is a messenger RNA of Miniopterus natalensis, 2503 nucleotides long. Lineage: Eukaryota; Metazoa; Chordata; Mammalia; Chiroptera; Miniopteridae. The record is from RefSeq and is a predicted model, not a curated record.
CCUGAGUUCCUCUCAAAAUUCUGGAACCAUGACUCUGAAGAGGCCAAGCCAACAUAUCUGAGAAACGCAGAGAUAAGGGGGGGGGGGGACGCUUAUUCUCUGGGUAAACUCCCUCUGAGAAGAGAUCAUGGCUUUUUUGUUCCCCCUCCCACCUCUCCUUUCCUCACCCUUGCUGCCUGGCAAAGGGCUACCCUUGACCACAUGGCCCUUUUGAUCCAGCUACAGACAACUGACCAUUUUGGGUCACCGAACUCAAGCUGGCCAAAUAAUCUUUUUUCAAAAAAUGUCUAAAUGACUCUCAUGCAGAAAAGUGUAAAAACAUAAAUGUACGAUUCAAUAAAUUAUCCCAGAUAGAACCUCUGCCGAACGGUUUUCCAAAGUUUCCCACCAACACUCGUGAGAGUGCCCGGCGCCUGGCGCCCUCGCCGGCGCCUGGCGCUCCCUGCCUGGCGCGGCCACUCUGUUGAGUCUGUGGUGACGUGGCGUCACGGCUUUAAUCGGAGCUUUCCUUGAUGGCUAAUGAAGUCUCCCCGUGUGUGGUCUGCGUUAGAAUCAUUCCAGGAGCUUCGGACAAAUGCUGAAGCCCAGGCCAAUUCAAUGAGACCGUCCGGGACUGGGACUGUCCCCGUGACCAGCUGCCUUCAGUCCUGCUGAGCUGCACGCGGCUGUGUCCGAGGCCUUGGCAUCCCUGUCACCACCGCAGGAAAGCAGAAUUCUCCGCAAAAUCAGCCAUGUCCUCCUAGAGAUCCUUCAGAGCCCAGCACAGCACAGCCUGAUCCCCCAGCCCACCAUGCCAGCGGCCCAGGGUGAGGACCUGAAGACGUGGCAGAAAGUGUUCCAGGAAUUAAUUCACGAGGUGAAACCAUGGGACCAGUGGACCCUGGCACUAGAUGACAGCCUCCUUCCCAACACCCUGCAACCAGGGUGGACACAAUACCAGCAGCAGGUCUUUGCCAGGUUCAAGUGCUCCUGGUGUUCGCGCAGUUGGGCCUCUGCCCAUGUUCAAGUUGUUUUCCACGUGCGCUGGAUUAAGAAGGAAUCCAAGGGCCAGGUGAAGAUGAGGGUCUUUGCCCAGCGAUGUCAGAAGUGUGUUGAGCCUCCAUUCGAGGCUCCUGAAUUCACAGAGGAGAACACCUCAAGGAUCCUGAACAACCUGGUGCUCCGAAUCCUAAAGAAGUGCUACCGAGAAGGGUUUAAGUCCAUGGCAGAGAUUCCUACAAUCAAGGACAUCUCUCUUGAAGGGCCACAUGACAUUAAAAACUGUGAGGCAUGUCUUCAGGGCUUUUGUGAGCAGAGUGGAUUAGAUCUGGCCAAACAGUCACCAAUGUCCCCAUCACUUCCCACAAUAAGCAAACCUACCUUUGGCAUCCCCACCGGUAAACCUUCUUUCCCGAGGACGAGCUCCAUAGUGGAUGCGGUGACAGAGGACAUCAGGGUGAAGAAAGGAAAGGAACUUCUCCAGCCCUGGCUUUCUGAGCUCUCACGGGCUGAGAGUCUCAGAGCAAACACCAGCCACGUGGUAGAGAUCCCUACCUCUAAGCCUUCUCUCCCGAGGACGAGCACCAUAGUGGAUGUGGUGACAGGGGACACCAGGGUGAAGAAAGGAGAGGCACCUCUCCACCCCUGGCUUUCUGAGCCCUCAAGGGCUGAGAGCCCCAGAGCAAACACCAGCCACGUGGUAGAGAUCCCUACCUCUAAGCCUUCUCUCCCGAGUAUGAGCACCAUAGUGGAUGUGGUGACAGGGGACACCAGGGUGAAGAAAGGAAAGGAACUUCUCCACCCCUGGCUUUCUGAGCUCUUAAGGGCUGAGAGCCCCAGAGCAAACACCAGCCACGUGGUAGAGAUCCCUACCUCUAAGCCUUCUCUCCCGAGGAUGAGCACCAUAGUGAAUGCGGUGACAGGGGACACCAGGGUGAAGAAAGGAAAGGUACCUCUCCACCCCUGGCUUUCUGAGCCCUCAAGGGCUAAGAGCCCCAGAGCAAACACCAGCCACGUGGUAGAGAUCCCCACCUGUAAGCCUUCUCUCCCAAGGACGAGCACCAUAGUGGAUGUGGUGACAGGGGACACCAGGGUGAAGAAAGGGAAGGUACCUCUCCACCCCUGGCUUUCUGAGCCCCGACGGGCUGAGAGCCCCAGAGCAAACACCAACUACCGGGUGGAGAGUAUAGGUGCGGUUUCCUCCCCAAGGAAGCAUUUGUAUUCCCACGCAGCCCGCAAUCGCAGGUGCUGCUAUUCUAGAAUCUGCUGCUUAACCAUUCUAACCCUAAUUAUUGUCGCCGUGGUGGUGACUGUUGUUAAAAUCACUAUAUGAACCUAAAAAGCAUGGUGCUAAGUUUAACAAGUCAUAUAUGGUAUGAUCCCAUUGAUGUGAAAUAUUCAGACUAGGUAAAUCCAGAGACAGGAGGUAGAUUAGUGUCCAUAUUAUUGUUGUGGCAGGUGUCGCUCAGUUGGUGGAGCACCAUCCUGUGCACCAAAAGGUCGCCUGUUCCAUUCCCAGUCAGGG